Molecule: messenger RNA, 3429 nt
Organism: Neodiprion fabricii
Lineage: Eukaryota; Metazoa; Arthropoda; Insecta; Hymenoptera; Diprionidae
Product: BAG family molecular chaperone regulator 2
Exons: 3
Coding region: 255-758 (167 amino acids)
Biological process (GO): protein stabilization
Molecular function (GO): protein-folding chaperone binding; adenyl-nucleotide exchange factor activity
Source: RefSeq, a predicted model, not a curated record
AACUUUCGCGAUGUUUCCCAUCGAAAAAUUAUACAUACAUAUAGGUGCUGAGUACCGAUUGAUUGUCAGAUCCACGAAGGCUGUCAGAUCCAAAGGAAAUGAAUUAUCACUCAUAACGUGUUGUUCCACCGGGUCGUAAAAUUGUGAAACACUAUUUUUUUUCGGAAGUUUUAAUAGACGUUAAUUGGAAUUACGGUAAAAGUGUCGUCUCGAAGUAAUUACGAGUGGGAGACAAUAGCCAGUUUGCAGAAAUCAUGGACAGCAAACAGAGAGAUAGGUUAGUCAGUAUCCUCGAUCAGGUCGAGGCUCGUGUUGAGGAGUUGAGAAGAGAAGCGUGGGAGCUUGAGGAAAAGAAAGAAAACUUAUUAAGCACGUUGGACGCGCUUCAAAACAACGAAAGUGUAUUUGAAUUAGUGACCGAGGAGAGAGAAGAAAUCAUGAGAUCGGUGGAGAGGUUGUGGGUGCGGACCUCGACAGUUGAAAUCCUCAUUGAAACUCAGCGAAAUACAGAUCAAGAAGAAUCUCUGCACAAGGUAAAUGAUUUGAUCGACAGCUUGGUCAUCCAAUUGCAAGAAGAUCCCCAGGCUACACGAGAGCGAUGUAGGAGGUUCAUGAGUGCUUGUACUUCCCAUGGUCCAGAAUAUUCAGAACAAGUCUUCGAGUCUGCCAUUUUAGGUUGUACUUUAGAUGAUCAAAAGCGUAUUAAAAAAAGACUGCAGGGGCUGCUAGAUUACAUUAGUAAGAUGCAUACAAUAUAAUUUUAACGAAUAUACGUUUAAGAGCUUAUUGAGAAGAUUUCUCUUUACUUUGACUUUCGAGCGAUCAUAUUAUAUACCAUCAUGGUCUUUAACAUAGUAUGUUAUUAGAGUUCCAUAGCAAAGAAGCGAUAUUUUCAAUGAAACAUUGCAGAUAUCAUUUUCUCAUAAUUGAUCAACCAGAUUGCAGGUGUUCCUCAAUUUCCUAGAGAACAAGCUAAAUGAUAAUGAAGAGAAAAGUUCGAAUUUCAUAUUUACGAUUAUAGAUAAAAAGCAACUCUGAUAACACAUAGCUAACGUAUAGAGCAUGAAAAUAUGAAUUACCAUUCAGCUACACUAGAGGAAGAAAUCAAAUUUAAUCUAAAUCGAAAGUUUGGUCUGUUUGCUGUCAGUCCAUUUUCUGUACUUAUUUAUUCCAUGUAAUGUGAAAAAGAAAAACUACCCAAUGAUAAUUCCUAAUUUAAUUCAAAUACUUGAUAUUACACCACGACAAAUUAAAACAUAGUAAAGAGUUUGGAAUACUUUUGAUCUGUUGAAUAAUAGGCACAAUCGUCUGCAACGCACGUAUUAAAAGAUUUUUUUUAAAUUGGGAGUUCCAGAGAAAACGGAAUUAUUUUUUUAUUCAAAUAUAAAUAGAAUAAUUCUUGAAUAGAAUAAUACUGUUUUUCUAAUCGAUUAAAUUAAAAUCAAAUUCGAACCUGGUGCGAGAAAUAUAGAACCUGUUCCUUAUAUUUUUACAAUUGGUCGCAACUGUUAUACUAUAAAAGUUGUAUCAUCAAUUGUUAGCUUAGGUAUACAUGUGUGAUAAAAGGUUAAAAAAAAUUCGUGAAAAAAAUUACUUCAUCAUAAUCUAUAAAUUGAUUGCGACUAAAUCAAAUUUAUUUCGACUGAUAAGACGUCAUAGAAAAUGACGAUUAUUUCAAGACAAUGUAAUGUCUCUUGUUAUUAUUAAAAGCUGUUAUACAAUUGGGAAGACUAUCGAGAGUCAUCAAGUCUUGUUACAUUGUGUCCUAGUGUAAAAGCCUUAUUUUUUUAUCAAAUUCCUAAUAACAUAUGUAAUUUUUAUCCUGUAAUCUUAUAAUAAACGCGUAGCGCUGGGCAGCAUUCUAUGUUAUAGAGUACGAACAUUUUUUUCUUUUUUAUACGGAUAUGUUUCACAGACAUAGUUGACCUGCUAUUUAUAAUCCGUAUACAUUAUAUGUAUAUAGUAUAUGUAUAUUGUGUAAAAAUCAUGUCUAUUGUCAUUGCUGUGAUAAUGGACAUUCAUAUGGAAUACAAACAUCGAAAAGACAGAAAAGAAUGUAAGUUUAUCAAUAUGCCUUUUCCACAAAAAUAUUCAUUGGUCGUAACGACACACAUAUAUAGGUAUAAAUCGGACCUUAAACAUCAAAUUGUCUCCAAUAAAUGUGUCAAGCUGCCAUUCCUAUAUAAUUUUCCCGGUAUUAUUAUAUAAUACACAUAUACAUGUAUACGUAUAAGCGCAAUGUGUUUCAAUCGUGUCUAAAUAAAAAUUUAUGCUGAAACGUAAAAUUCAUUGCAAUGGUAAUUUUCUACGCUGAAUAAUUUGUGUUCUUAGUUCAGGCAAAUACCGCAUCUUCGUUACCAACUUACCCAAUCAUCAAUUUUAUCAAUUCUUUCAUUAGUCUUAUCAAUUUUACAACAUAUCUAAAAGGCCGUAAUUUUAUUAUACAAUACAGCUAACGCGUUUUUGAUAGUAAAAAUGUCUUUAGCCCCAAUAAUUUAUAACCACGUAUCUUGGUUUUCAGACAUGAAUUUGCAUAUUCACCACUGUAAUCGCUGUAAUAAAAUGAUAAAUUCAUCGUGGAAUACGUAUUGUGCGGGCUCCAAUGUGUACGACGAGUUUCGACUAAUUGUAAGUUACACGAGCACGCAACGCUGUACAUACUUGCGUACAAACAUACGUAUAGUAUUUUUUAUUUUUUCAAUUUUUUUUUUAUCAUGUAUACUCAAGUUGUUACGCGUAACUCACAGGUGUCUGGUGAUGCCUGCGAGGUAUUACAGGUAUAUAACAUACUUACCUAUAUAUAUAGGUACACUUAUACUCGGUCAUUGGCUCUUCCGCAAGGCCUUGUAAAAGGUGAAGGCCACCCGUCGGACAACAGAAAAAUACGUGUACUCGAGAUUGCAGUUUCCUUCAUACUUUACGUGUACGCUUAACACUAAUAUCGUUAUUUGUUAUUGCAUUCUGAAAUUUUUUUUUUUCAUAUCGUGCAUUGUCCAAGUAUACGAAACUCGAUUUCCGGCUCUUCUACGGCGCUGAUCGCGACUGCAUUCACGUAAGGAGAUUCACUACCGAAUAUGUACUAUGCAUUUCAUAAUGUACACUAUGUUUUUUUUCUUAUCCUCGGCAACGGUUAAGCUCAUACGUCUGUUCAAUACAUAAUGCACACGACAAGCACCCGUUAUACCUAUAACGCAAUUUUGACGAUAAUUACGUUCUAAUGAUUGACAGGUAAGUUUCCGUUUCAUCAUUCUCUUUCUUUUCUCUAUGCGAUAAGUAAUUCUUUGUUUAUUGUAUUUGGUUAAUUAUUUCGGCGUAGGUACACACAUCCAUCCUUUUAAUUCAUUUUCAUAUGACUACCGUAUGCGGACAGCGUUUUUUCAUUCUUUACAUAUUUUCUUCUCAUGCUAUCCAUUAAAUUGGUGUAUAAAC